Molecule: messenger RNA, 1437 nt
Organism: Vicia faba (fava bean)
Lineage: Eukaryota; Viridiplantae; Streptophyta; Magnoliopsida; Fabales; Fabaceae
Source: the annotation of a GenBank genome assembly
AUGCAGAAGCCUUCUGUUAUUCCUCUAGCUGGUAUUUCAAUGCCAGUGCCAUAUCACCAGUCACAGGCACCUGUACACUUUGGUGCAAAUGAACAAUGUGGGCAGAGUAAGGCUGAACCUGAAGACUGGGAGGAUGCUGCAGACAUGAACGCACCAAAGCUAGAAGUUGCAGAGCAAUACUCUGAUCUCCCUGAAGGAUUUGAAAUCACGGCAGCCAUAGCUGAAACCUUGAUGGGUUCUAAUAUUGGUUCUCAUGUUAUCAAACACGACUCACAUCCUUCUACCGGGAGAAAUUCAGAUAGGUCAGGUGGCAUGUCUCGGAUGGAUCGUCGUGGAAGUGGCAUUAUUGAGGAUGAUAGAUGGAGUAAAGGUUCUGGUGCUUUUCAUUCUGAUACGCGCUUGGAUGGUAUUGGAGAUAGUGCAGGAUCCCGUACUGGCCAAGGAGGUAAUUUUGAUGCUUUAAGGAAUCCACGCACACAGACAGUUAUGAAAUAUGGUGGACGGAUUCUCUUUGGGCCAAUGGUAAAUAUGGGAGGAAUGCAAAGAAAUAGCCUUGGUGGUGAAAGGUGGCAGCGUGCUUCUAGCUUCCGGCAGAGGGGUUUAAUUCCAUCUCCUUCUUCUCAAUCUCCUUUGGUGAUGAUGCACAAAGCUGAGAAGAAGUAUGAGGUUGGUAAAGUAACAGAUGAGGAACAGGCGAAGCAGAGAGAGUUGAAGGGUAUAUUGAACAAGUUGAGACAGUUGGAGGGUAUAUUGAACAAGUUAACUCCACAGAAUUUUAAGAAACUUUUUAAGCAGGUAAAAGCAGUUAAUAUUGACAACGCAGUCACUCUCUCUGGUUUCAUCUUACAAAUCUUUGAGAAGGCCUUGCUGGAACCUACCCUCUGUGAAAUGUAUGCCAAUUUAUGUUCUCAUCUGGCAGCUGCAUUGCCUGAUCUCAGUCAAGACAAUGAAAAGAUAACAUUUAAGAGAUUGUUGAUAAACAUGUGCCAGGAAGAAUUUGAGAGGGGUGAAAGAGAGCAAGAAGAGGCUAAUCAAGCUGAUGAGGGCGAGGUGAAACAGUCUGACGAGGACAGAGAAGCAAAACGUUCCAAGGCUAGAAGACGAAUGUUGGGUAAUAUCAGAUUAAUUGGAGAGCUAUAUAAGAAGAGAUUCCUGACAGAGAGGAUAAUGCACGAGUGCAUCAAAAAGUUACUGGGUCAGUGUCAGAAUCCUGAUGAAGAUGAUAUUGAAGCUUUAUGCACACUGAUGAGUACUAUUGGGGAGAUGAUUGAUCACCCCAAAGCCAAGGAACAUAUGGAUGUAUAUUUUGAAAGGAUUAAAUUAUUAUCAAACAACAUGAGUUUAUCUUCUAGGGUGAGGUUCAUGUUGAAGGAUACCAUUGAUUUGAGAAAGAAUAGAUGGCAACAAAGGAGAAAAGUUGAAGGUCCAUUGAUUUGA